Molecule: messenger RNA, 1861 nt
Organism: Paramecium pentaurelia
Lineage: Eukaryota; Ciliophora; Oligohymenophorea; Peniculida; Parameciidae
Source: the annotation of a GenBank genome assembly
AUGAAUUAAGCAUAAUAAUAAACAUAAGAAGAAAAUCCAUUUCAAUUUGAGUUAGAUUCUAAAAAGUUUCUAUAAAAGUUGGAAAAAGAACGUAAUUCUGGAUAUAAUGAUGAUGAUGAAGAACAAAAACAAGUUCCACAUACUUAAAAAUUAUAUUAAACAAGUGCUAAAUCAACAAGAUUUGGACUGUUAUAAAAAUUAGAAGAUCAAAGUAUAAAUUUACUUAUAUUUAAAAUAGCAAAUAAAUUAGCAUAAGAAAGAGAUGAGAUGUUUGCCAAUGAAGCUAAAAUGAGAGAUCCUAAUUAACCAUAAAAAAUAGAUGAAAUAGCUUAACACAUCAAACAUUUUAAUCCAAAAUUAAUGGAAUAUAGAGAUGAUGAAGCUAGAAAAACUAUAUAUGGAAAAGAAGAUAAAAAGAAAGAUUUUGAAUUAUAAGAAAUGAAAAAGAAGAAAUAUCGAAUUAAAUCAAUAUUAAGAGAAAAAAGAGAAACAAUUACAGAUUUUAUUGAAAAAAAAAGAGAAAUAUGUUUAGCUAAUUUAAAUAUUAUGACCAAGAAAGAAGAAACUGAAAGAUUAGAAGAUUUUAUAAAGAAUGAAUAAGAAUCAUUAAGAGCAAGAAGAUUAUAUUUUAAAAAUGAUUGUGAAUUAGUGAAAAAGUUUAUGAAUGAAGUGAAAUAUUAAGCUGAUUAAGCUGCUUAUUAAGCUGAUAGAGAAUCUAAAAAAAAAGAUGAAGUUAAAACUGAAGUAGCUAAAAUAUUAGCUUAAAUAGAUAGAUUAAAGUUAUAAAAGACAAAAUAUGGAGAAGAAUUUGAAAAAUUAGAUAAAUAUAGAUAAUUUUUAGAAAAAAUUAAAGUAAUUCUAAAUUUUAUAAUGAAUUUUAGGAUACAUACAAAACAAAAUUUUCAGAAUUUGAAAAAAAAGAUAUUAACUUAUUUUCUAAUCAAUAAAAUGAAUAAAAGAAUUAAUUUUUUGUUACAGGAGUAGAUUAGAGAGAAGAAUAAAAAUAAACUUAGGAAUAAAUUGAGGCAGAAAGAUAAUAAGAAAGAAUGGCUGAUUUGGUUAUAGAGAUCCUUAACAAUAUUGAAGAGGGUAAUUUGAGAAAUAUCUAAAAUUAAAGAGAUGCAGAGGAAGAUAUUGAAUAAAAGAAGAGGGAAUUAGAGAAAUUAGAAUAAAAAUUAAAAAAUGAAUAAGAUGAACAUUUAGAAAUGUUGAAAGCAGAAGAAAGAAAAUUGAAAGCAUAAUUAAAGAUAUAAAAUUAAUUGAAAGAUUAAGAAAAGGUAGAUUAAACAAAAUUAUAAUUUGCAGAAGGUGAAGAUUUAGAUAUGGAUAAAAUUGGAAAGAAAAUAAUAGAAAUUUAAUAAGAAGCAACAAAAAAUUAAGAUAUAAUGGGAAAGAGAUUAUAAAUAGACUCAAAAGUUAUAAAAUAAGUUAUUAAUGUAAUAAAAAUUAGAAUAUAUAGUAAUUAGAAAAAAUAGUUAUUGAUUUAUCUGAAUCUAAAUUGUAAUUUUUGUUAAGAUCAAAAACUGAUUUCAUUGAAGCAGAGAAAAAAAUUAAGAAGGAAAAAUAAUAAUAAAGAUUAAAUAAUUAGAAGGAUGAGGAAAAGAAAAAGUAAAUUAUGGAGAGGAGAAACAAAAAGGAAGAACAUUUAUAGAAAUUUUAUAAAGGAAGACAUGAUAUGAAAAGGAACUAUAAAUAAGAAAAGCCUGUAGUGGAAACAGAAGAAACAGAAACAGAUCAAAAUGAUGAUGAAAAAUAUUUAAGAGAAUCUUAUGAAUUGGUAUAUGUGCCUCCUUAGUAAAAAUCUCACAAUUAAUAAUAAUCAAAUGAAUUAAACAUAAAAUAGAAUGAGAGAUAAUAAUGA